Antechinus flavipes (yellow-footed antechinus) is the source of this 7124-nucleotide messenger RNA. It is a transcript of the gene SLF1, whose product is annotated as SMC5-SMC6 complex localization factor 1. The transcript has 17 exons. Gene Ontology annotation, biological process: positive regulation of double-strand break repair. Gene Ontology annotation, molecular function: protein binding. The record is from RefSeq and is a predicted model, not a curated record. The coding region runs from base 1 to 2715 and encodes 904 amino acids. Lineage: Eukaryota; Metazoa; Chordata; Mammalia; Dasyuromorphia; Dasyuridae.
AUGGAAGGUUCUAUCCAGAAACCCAUAAUCCAGAUAACAGGAUUUAGAGGCAAAGAGAAAGAAGAUCUAACUAAAUUGCUUUUAAAACUAGAUUGUAAUUUUAUUAACAAUAAGCAAUACAGAGAUUGCACACAUCUCAUAGCAAAGCGUGCUUGUAAAAGUGAAAAAUAUUUAGCAGCUUGUGCAGCAGGAAAGUGGGUACUAACUAAGGACUACAUAAUUAAUAGUGCCGAAAGUGGCAGAUGGCUCGAUGAAACAACUUAUGAAUGGGGAUAUAAAAUUGAAAAAGACUCCCAUUAUUCACCUCAAAUGCAAUCUGCACCUAAAAGAUGGCGCAAAGAACUGACAAGCACUGGUGCUCCAGGGGCCUUCUACAGAUGGAAAGUUGUCCUCCUGGUUAAAGAGGGUAGUAAAGGAAAAGAUUCUCUUACAAGGGUUCUGAAAGCUGGAAAGGCCCAAGUUUUUCUACCAAAUAAUUCACCACAUGGAGUUACUCAUGUGAUCUCCUUGGAUACAAAUUUAAAAGAAGAAAAAGCCAAGUAUACCUUUGGAGCGCCCUACUAUCCCAUACAGUACCUAGUAGAUUUUCUAUUUUUAGAGUUUAAAGAAGAACAAAAAGCCACUGAUUCCAAGACUGACUGUGAACUUGCUGACCUGAAAAAGGCAUUAAGAAAGCACAUAUGUAAAGUGGAGGCUGUGAAGUAUAAUUGCACUGAAUUAACUAAAAGUACAGGAUACAGUAUAGAGGUUAAAAACACUAAACUUCCUAGAAAUAUAUGUAAUACAAUUGAGCUCCUCAUUGAAGGGCAGUUCUUUACAGAAGCACUUGAAGAAUUAGUUUUCCUACAACCACAAUACAUCCCUCCUGUCUUUCUUCUUCAUGCUCUCCUGAAGAACAUGCUACAGGAUAAUAUAAAGACCUUGAUUGAUCAGUACUUCCAUGUUUUGUCAGUUCUUCUGCAUCUUCACCCUCCUUGGAAGUCUCCUGCCAUGUUGAGUUAUUAUUUAGAAUUUUUUCAAUGUCCAAAUUGUAUGAAAGGAACAUGGUCUUUUGUAGACAUACUUAUCCGGUCCUGCCUCUUCAGUGAAAGUUUUUGUCACCCAAUUCCAGAAGGAGUUGUGUCCAAGAUGCUCAAGUUGGCAUUAUUAACAUUCUUCUUUACACUAUUGAAAAAUGAAGUUCAGCAUCUGAGUCACAAGUUAUAUGAAGGGGCAGAUUCUCAAAGCCUAAAAGUCCGAGAACAAGCCUUUCUUCUUGAAAUCUUCUGGUCUGGAAAGGAAACCUCAGUAUUUUUUACCAAGCCAACAAAUAUGCUCUUGGAUUGGUCUAUAUAUUCUCAAAAACAAAAAUUCAAAUCUAACGAUGCUUUCAAAAAUGAAAUGGCUUAUCUGUUGAUUGAGAUACUUGGAGCCGUGGUAGAAUAUUGGAUAUUUCUUGGUCUUAAGAAGGACAGAAAUGUGAUGCAACAUAUGUCAGAUAAUCUAGGAAAUUAUGUUGCUGUUUCUUGUGAUGAUUUUUCUUCACAGGAGUUAGAGAGUUUCAUUAGUUCCUUAUCUUCAUCCUGGCUUCAAAUGUUCAUUGCAGAGUCAAUCUUUAAAAAGAUAUGUUUACAAAGCUGUAUCAGUAUUUCUCCUGAACCACUUUCUCUUCAGAAAAUGGUAUGUUCUUAUUUGCCUGCAUUGGGAAAAAUUGGUAUACUUGAAUCAAGAAAGGGACAGAAACGGAAGAAGAUGGGACCUUGGGUUGGCCCUGACUGCCAGAGAGCAUUGAAGAUGUUAAGUGAUGGUGCUCAGAACCAAGCCAAGGUCUUGCCCGAGGGACCUGAGCUGAAGCAUUCUUUGUUGUUAAAAAGGUCGCAAAAGAAAUGGGAAGAAGAGUUGUCAUGUUCCAAAGAGAAUUGCUGCUCUUUGCUUCCAAAAAUGCAUUUUCACAAGACCAAUUUAAAAGGAGAGACAGCCCUGCAUAGAGCUUGCAUAAAUAACCAAGUGGAGAAAUUGAUUCUUCUUCUCUCUUUGCCAGGAACAGACAUUAAUGUUAAAGACUAUGCUGGCUGGACGCCUUUGCAUGAAGCCUGUAACCAUGGCAACACAGUGUGUGUCCAGGAAAUUUUGCAACGUUGUCCAGAGGUAGAUCUGCUCACUCAAGUGGACGGGGUGACUCCUUUGCAUGAUGCACUGUCAAACGGACAUGUAGAAAUUGGCAAGCUGCUACUCCAGCAUGGGGGCUCGGUGCUUCUCCAACAGAAGACUUCUAAAGGAAAACUGCCUUUGGAUUAUGUGCUAGCUCCCCAAAUCAAAGAAGACCUUCUGGCUGUCCUACAAGUUGAAGGUUCCACUGAGGACCUUCAGGCACAAGAAGAGGACCAUUUCUACCAGCAGCAGAUUGAAUUUGGCUCAUUCUUACUUAGUAAAAUGCUGUUGAAUUUUUGCUCAAUAUUCAACUUAUUUUCAAACUUUUCUGUUUUUAAAGAGUUAACUCAUCUACGUGAAAGAUUGUUUACUUCUCCUACAACUUGCAAGGAUGCCACCAGUCUCCAUACUGACUGGAUUAUGGAUCUCUAUGCUAGAGAUCUUGUGACAUUAAACAAGCUACCAAGUCUCCUUAAGGAGAUACCUGAGAACUUGGAAGUGUUUCCUGGAGUUCAGACACAGGCCUUACUGAUGACACUAAAAACUAUGCUAGAUCAGUCAGAGACUUUUCACAGCACUAGUUAAUAUUGAUAGAACUUCUAAAAUAGUUUAUAUUCUAUAUUUAUAGAUGCAAUCUUUGAUAUUGUUUAUAAAUGCAUAUUAGAUCAUUCCUUUUUCAGAAAAAUGUAUGUAACUCUCCAAAAGAGAAAUGCAAAUUAUUUCCAAAUUGAAUAGAAAUUUUAAAAUUAUUUGCAAAUUGAAUAGGAAUACACAUUGAAUAGACAUCUUAAAAAUUACAUUGUAUUUUUUAAAAAGUGAUUCUUGUUUGUAUUGUAAUCCUCUUCAUCUAAAUGUUUAGUAAAACCUUGCAAAAUUUUUCUCUCUUUCCCCUAUGGAUCUGAGAAUGCUGGCAGAUACCAUGCAAUUAUUCAUAUAUUCACUUUUAAGGAUAUAGUUGGAAACUGUUUUUUGUUCAGCAUACAGACCAUCAGAAAAGAUUCCUUUCAAUUCUGUUUUUCCUAACAUUUGUAAAGUUUGCAGCAUUAACUAAUGCUCUAAUGGGAAGAAAAUAAGCCUGAAUGUAUCUAUAUCUGCAACAUACAGCACAAAAAGGUGUGUUGCUGCUGCAAGUAGCCCCAUAUAAUGGCACUUCAUAAAUUAAGUUGAUCCAAGGUCUUUCUGUGCAUAUGUCAACAUAGGCUAGAAAUGUUUCAGUUUGAGGUCCUUUCAUAAUAGCUAUUUAUGGUAAAGUUAAAAAUGAAAGUACGGAUGAUCACAAUCACUAGUGGGAAUGUUAUAUUUUUCUAUAGCUGGCACAGAGACAUUAAGACUUCCAUUUAGCUUUCUUGCGGUUUAUAUGUAUAAUCUCACAGCAAUUAAUCUGUAGACUUAUCAUAGAUACAGAUCUUUUCACAAAGAACAGAUUCAGCAGUCAAUUACUGGAGUCAUAAUCUCAUUGUCAUCCCAUAUAAUUGUGGAUCGAUUCUAGUUAAAUUUUGUUCUUUUCAUGAUUUUCCUAAGUUAUGUUUACAAAUAAGAUUAAUCUAAGAAAUAUCAAGUAUUAAUAUCUGGCAGACCUCAGAGAGAAGACAUAGUAUAGUCCAAUAAAGCAAGCAAUGGACAGGAUCUUGGAAAAUCCGAACUCUCAUCUGGUCUAUAUUAUACCAACAAGCUGCCUAUUGGGCAAGCCUUGUGUUCUUCCUGAACCUCAGUUCAGUAAAAUGUUCAGUUUGUUCUAAAUCAUCACUUAAGUUUGUUUGUUUAUUUCUUACAUUAUGAUCCUGUAUGAUACAUCUUUUUCCUCUUAUUGAACACUACAAAACAAAACUGAACAAAUGAAAACUGAGUAUAGAGAAGAUAGUUUAUCAAAAUAAGGGAAACAGGGCAAGGCAGAAGAGAUAAAUUUGGAAGAAUAACACAUGUCCUGUCUUCACUAGUUCAUUUAAACUGCCUUUUUUUUUUUCAUUGUAAUGGAAAAAUAGUGGAUUUUUCUACACUGAAUCACCAUGAAAAUGUUUCCUUUUAGUUGCAAUAUUUAUAUUUUCUACAUGUAUUUUGUACUUGUCAGUUUUUUUCUUACCAUGAAUAUAUUAUAAGAUAGAUACAGUGACAUAAUUUGAAUUAGCUGCAAGGUAAAAUUACAUUCCUGGCUUUCAUUCUCAUCUUUUUAAAAUUGCUGCACAUUUUCUGUGUACAUGUCACCGUGCUAGGUGUUAUUAGGAUUUAUGAAAACCUUCAAAAAAUGAGGUGGUCCAAGCCUAUGAGAAGUUCAUAUUUUUAUAAUUUUUUAAGUUUGAUGAAACUUUAAAUUUUCACUUUAGUUAAUAUAGUUUAACUUGCAUAAUGUGUCAUAACCUUGCUAUGAAAAAUUUAAUUCUCAUAUUUGUGUUUUAAAAUGUAUAAUCUGUCAAUACCAGUUUUCAAUUCAAAUGACUUGAAAAAAGUUAUGUGCAGUACCUAAAAAGAGACUUGAAUUAUGGCAUUCAUAAGUUCUGUGUAUCUGUUUCAAAUUCUUUUAAAUAAGCCCUCAAACUAAGUAUAGUUAUACCUGUUUGUCAAUUAUUAAGCCUGAGAAAUUUUCUGAUAAGUAUUUUAAAGUAUCAAAAUAAGACCUUCCUUGAGAAUUCAAAUUAUAUAAAAGUUCAGUAUUGUUUUUCUGUUAUUUAGUUUUAUUUUUACUAACAUUCUAAAAGGAUUAUCCAAGUUUGAAGCUGAAACCUUUCAAUGAAUCGAGUUUUUUUUUAGUUUACUUUUUUUUUUAAACUAGAUUUGUGAUUUCAUCUAUACAGAAUGUUCCCCAUAUGAAAACUAUCGCCAUAGAUGUAGAUUGGCAACUUGUCUUUAACUUACAAUCUUAGAUUGCCCGUGACUCUGAGAGGGAACUUGCCCAAAGCCACAUAGUUAAUAUUUUGUCAGAGGUAAGACCUGAAACCAUGUCUUCCUGACCAUAGACUUCUCAGUUGUUUUUGUAUUAAUAAAAGAGGAUAAGGGUUUAAAUGUUCUUAAUUUUCUCCACAAAUAAACAGGAAAAAAAAUUGUUUUAAAUUUGCCUUUCAGCUUUGUGCUUCAGCAACAAAACUAUAGUAGCUUGUAUAUUGGUAUAUACUUGUAGCUUAAAUGAUAUCUUCCUAAAUCUAAAGAUCAAAUAGUGUAAGGAUCCUAGUCUUAGAGGCAAAUGACUUGUAUUUCUGAAGGACUUUCAAUAAGCCAGUCUCUGGACCUUAUGAAAAACAGAGAUAAUCUGCUACCCAAGUAAUUGUGAAGAAAAUGCUUUGUAGCUAUAAAGUACUACAUAAAUGUGAUCCAUUUUUAUUUCCAAUAUUCUGGUAUUUCGUAUCUUUCCUAAGUGAAAAAAUGUUUUGAAACCUUUAUGUGAUGUGUAAUUGUAAUGAUGAAGUAAUCCUUAUUGUAGAUGUGGUAGUUUUCUUUGCUCAGGAUUAUGUUUCAUAACACCAAAUGUGGUGUGCAUAUAAAUCACCCAUUCCUAAGUUUCAGCUUCCUCUCACCCUUGGACUAAGUUGACCAACCCAAUGUGUUUCUAACAUGCCCCAUGAAAGGAUACCAUUUUUGUUUACUUUAAAACCUAGAAUGUAGUUUCCCUCAAAUGAACACCAUCAUGUGCAGCAAUCAUCAGGGGAGGGUGCACUCCAUAUGCAUGCACACACCUUUCCAGUUAAGAGAGAGAGCUUGAUGAGAGCCUGUCAAUGUUUCUCCUUAAUCAGCAGGAAGGGGUCAUUUUUGAGUGACAUGAGGCACUUCUUCCCCCAGGCACUCUUCCACACCUCCUGCUGACAUCUAGAGAGCAAGACUUAGAAUGAUAAUUUGUUUUUAUAACGAAUAUGGUUUGAAUUAGAGGGUCACUGAUGACAUUGUUGGAGUUGGGUAGAUAGUAGGAACCAGACAACUUCAAGAUUGGUGACAUGGAGUACUGAACUGUUCCUGAAAACCAAAUUGCAAGAAAUGCCAAAUUAGAUUCUAAAAGUUAUGGCAGAAUAUUCUUUGAUGUUUAAUUAAGCCUUAAAAUAACUUUUUCAUAUGUGAAAUACAGUAGGUAACAAAUCAGUUAGAAAGGGGUUUGGGGUGUUAUUUUGUGUGGUUUUAUGCAUACUGGUUUUUGAAGUACAGCAUACCCCUUACAUGGAAGACAUUUUUUAUAUGGCAGUAGGAUUCUGAUAAGAGAAUUUGGUAAAUUUUAUACUUCAUUUGAUCCUAUAUCAUUUAAUACUUGCAUGCUGUAUUUGUCAGUAAAGCUAGGAAGCCACACAUUUUAUAUUGAGAACCCUGUAACCUAUGGAUGAGUAUGUACUAAGGUGAAUUUAAACAUAUCUUCAAUAUCCUUUUCCAGAUAUAUUAAUAAACUCAUGUCAUCUCCAUUUUUCAUAAGGCCCAAAGACUGGCUUAUUGAAAGUUCUUCAGAAAUACAAGUCAUUUGCCUUUAAGACUAGGAUCCUUAACACCAUUUGAUCUUUAGAUUUAGGAAGAUAUCAUUUAAGCUAUAAGUAUUAAUAAAGUCAAUGUGUAUACACACACACACACACCCCCUUUCAUUCCUGGUAAAUAACAUGUGCAGGUUGAAAGGUUGAAAAUUCACCCUAGCUACUGAUUUAUUUCUUAAUGUUUUAGCCUUUAUAUUCUUUCUAGUUGAUGAAAGAUCCAAGCACAAAUAUAGUCAGGAAAGUUUGAAUAUUUAAGAUAAUUUGUUGGAGGAAAAAUAGGAAUAGUUUUACUUUUUCAAAAGAAAUGUAAAGCUUAAUUUUUUUUUUAUUUCACAUUUUAAAAAUUGUAAAAUGAAGUUUUUUUUUUUAAACAAGAUAUUUUUUACUUUAAAAUGCAUGUGAAAAAUCCAUGAUGUACUCAUGGUACAUACAAGUAACUGAGUCUGAAAAUAUCCUUAUAUUUGUGCUAUUGCACAUGUAGUAUAUUUGUACUGAUUGUGUUUUGUUUUCCCAUUUUAAAAGAGCAAAAUAAAUUAUUUGGUUAUGUGUUAAAAAUAA